Messenger RNA from Penicillium macrosclerotiorum, 1155 nucleotides. RefSeq names its product zinc-binding alcohol dehydrogenase family protein. Bases 1 to 1155 code for a protein of 384 amino acids. The record is from RefSeq and is a predicted model, not a curated record. NCBI's taxonomy places the organism in Eukaryota, Fungi, Ascomycota, Eurotiomycetes, Eurotiales, Aspergillaceae. Gene Ontology annotation, molecular function: oxidoreductase activity, acting on NAD(P)H. The transcript has 3 exons.
AUGUCCACCACCACUUGUCUCCAGCUUCAAGAGCUGCAGCCUCCGAGCGCGGCCACUUUCCAUCGUUAUAUGUUUUCGGAGGCAUCCAGUCCAUCGGAUGUAAUUACACAGAAAGAACCCUCCCCGGUGGCCAGGUCGCGAGAGGCGCGACAGCGAGUACUACUGCUAAAGACGGCCCGAGAACAAUAUACCUUGGUUCAUGAUCAUACCAUCCCCUCAAUCUUGCACCCUAGUGAGAUCCUUGUCAAGGUCCCCCGUGAAUCGUCACGGCUUCGUGUCGGCGACAUCGUCCUUGUCCCUUCGACAGACUAUAGAGACAUCCGGAAAGCCACAUUCCAAGAAUAUGCCAUCGCAACCGACUUCAACGCCGCCCGCAUUCCCUCCUCGGCCUCGAUACAUGCUUCGGCUUCUCUGGGAGUGGCCUUUGUGGCCUCGGUGCUAGCUCUAGGGGUUUCGUUUGGACUCGACUUCUCUCUCCUGCCCCAGUCUCCCGGUCCCAAUCUCCCCCAGGUCAUCAGCCAACUCGACCAGGAGGAUAUCCCAGCUGAUAUCUAUGACGAAUGUUUACCAGCAUCGGUAGAUUCCGCGCAACCUCAACACGGCGACUGGAUUGCGAUAUGGGGAGCCUCCACAACAACUGGUCUGGUAACGCUGCAGCUGGCAAAACUCGCUGGGCUGCGAGUCAUCUGCGUUGCCGAUGUUGCAAGGCACGGCGCUAGGCUGAUACAGUUGGGGGCAGAUCUACUCGUUGAUCGACAUGACACCGACCGGGCUGUGGAGAUUAUUCGCGGAGUUACAAAUGGCAAACUGCUUUAUGCGAUCGACAUUGUGGGCAAAGAGACUGCUACGAUCCUGGAAAGAACACUGGAUGUCACCGGACACGCCCAUCUACUCGGGUUAACAGGUUUACCUAAAGAGCGGAAUCCUAGGAUCCGAUAUCACACGGUCCCAAUUAAGCUGUUCCAUACUGCUCCUACGGUCGGAGAAAGCAUGGUACGUUGGUUAGAACAGCUACUUCAGUCGGGGGCUUUGACCCUUCCUGAAAUUAUUCACGCAGAGGGCGGGCUGGAAGGCAUUAAUGCGGCCUUGGCAACGCUUCGCAGCGGUUCGGUUUCCGGAAAAAGGAUUGUGGUUGACCUUGGCUCCUCGUCAUGA